Puccinia graminis f. sp. tritici CRL 75-36-700-3 is the source of this 3518-nucleotide messenger RNA. RefSeq lists its product as uncharacterized. The coding region runs from base 150 to 2735 and encodes 861 amino acids. Gene Ontology annotation, cellular component: nucleus; cytoplasm. The record is from RefSeq and is a predicted model, not a curated record. Gene Ontology annotation, biological process: protein import into nucleus. The transcript has 9 exons. NCBI's taxonomy places the organism in Eukaryota, Fungi, Basidiomycota, Pucciniomycetes, Pucciniales, Pucciniaceae. Gene Ontology annotation, molecular function: small GTPase binding; nuclear import signal receptor activity.
ACUCUACAUCAUACACCAACACUCUUCACCACUCCAACUACUCAACACUCACACUCCUCCACCCUACAACUCUGAUCCGUCUGCCAACCACUGAUCGUAACUGUCGCUCAACCCUCGUCCUGUGUUAUCCGUUACAGGUUUGAAGCAUCAUGGACGCUGCAACCCUCCUUGCCAAUACUCUCUCAGCCGAUCUGGCACUUCGAACCGCCGCGACCACCCAACUCGAAACCGCGUCGAGAGAGCAUCCAGCUCCCUACCUCGACUCCCUCCUCGGCGUCCUCACCUCCGUCGAUCAACCAGCACACAUCCGUAAUGCGGCUGGGUUGGCACUCAAGAAUGCACUCACCUCGCGAGAUGCUGGCCGAAAUGAGGAACUGAUCGAGCGUUGGAAGUCGAUCACCGAUGAGCUCAGGCUCAAGAUCAAGGAUGGCCUCAUUCGAUUGCUCGCCGACGAGCAACGCGCCGUCCGCCAAGUAUCCGGUCAAGCUAUCGCCGCCAUCGGCGCCGUCGAAUUGCCUCUCGGUAUGUGGCCUGGUUUGAUCGGCCAACUCCUCCAAAUCAUCAAUAAUGCAGAGGGUGGCGUACCACUACGGCAAGCCACUCUACAGGCCAUCGGAUAUCUUUGUGAGAGUACGCUCCCCGAAGUUUUGGCAGCCCAGUCCAACGAGAUCUUGACAGCUGUGGUUUCGGGAGCAAGGAAGGAAGAACCCAGCGCGGAAGUACAGCUUGCAGCAGUUAACGCGCUCUACAACUCGCUUGAAUUCGUUCGAGCUAACUUCGACCGCGAGGGCGAGCGGAAUUAUAUCAUGCAAGUCGUCUGCGAGGCUACUCAGUCCCCAACCCCCGACGUUCAAGUCGCUGCGUUCGGAUGUCUGGUCAAGAUCAUGCAAUUGUUUUACGACAAGAUGAGAUUCUACAUGGAGAGGGCCCUAUUCGGACUCACCGUUCUAGGAAUGAAACAUGCCGACGAGCGGGUGGUCCUUCAGGCGAUCGAGUUCUGGUCCACAGUGUGUGACGAAGAAAUUGAACUACAGAUCGAGGCUGAAGAGGCUCUCGAGUACUCAGAGCCAACGGAAAGAGAGUGCCAGCACUUUGCCAAGGUCGCUCUUCCAGAAAUUCUCCCAGUCUUGCUCCAGCUUCUAACCAGACAGAGUGAGGAUGCAGACGAGGACGAAUGGAACGUCAGCAUGGCCGCCGGAACGUCGCUUGCCCUACUCGCCCAAACCGUUGGUGAUGCAGUAGUGGCACCGGUGAUCCCGUUUGUGGAAAGCAACAUCAAGUCUGCCGAUUGGCACCAACGAGAUGCAGCCAUCAUGGCCUUCGGCUCGAUCCUUGACGGGCCAGAUCCUAAGAUGCUGGACCCACUCGUCUCACAGGCUCUGCCUACCUUGAUCGAAAUGAUGCAAGAUCCUUCGAUGCAUGUCAAGGAUACCGCUGCCUGGACGUUGGGUAGGGUGACCGAUCAACUGAUCGGGACCAUCAAGCCCGACGUUCACCUCGAGCCACUCAUUACUGUCCUACUGGGUGGCUUGGGCGACAAUACACGUAUUGUUGGGAACUGCUGCUGGGGGCUCAUGAACCUUGCCGAACAGCUGGGCGAUCCUAGCAAGCCAGAUUCUGUUUUGAGCAGAUUCUAUGAAGGCAUUGCUAACUCAUUGAUAGCCUUUUCUGAUCGUGUUGCCGAUGAGCCCACCUCACGCACUUCGGCAUACGAGGCCCUUGGCACUCUGAUGAAGUUUGCAUCCCCCGAAGCACUGCCCGUUGUCUCUAAUGCACUUGUUGUCAUCAUGGAACGGUCCGAGCGCCUAUUGGGCAUGCAAGCUCAACUUGUUGGUGACGAUGAUCGACGUAACUAUGCUGACCUUCAGGUCGCCUUCUGUGCUGUCUUGACGCAUGCGAUCCGAAGAUUAGGUCCGGAGGUCAAACCUAUGGCCGAUCGAGCUAUGACGUUGAUAUUACGCCUGAUUCAAGGCGCUGGGCCCAAGUCCCCCAUCCUUGAUGAUGCUUUCCUAGCCGUUGGUGCUAUGACCUAUGCACUUGAAACGGAUUUCCAGGCCUACCUCCCCGCUUUCUUACCUUUCCUCAACGCUGCUCUCAAAUCACAUGAAGAGUACCCGCUUUGCUGUAUCGGAGUGGGUAUCGUUGGUGAUAUCUGUCGUGGCUUGGGUGAACAAGCUGCGCCAUUUGCGCAAGGAUUCAUGGAACUACUGCUCGAGGACCUGCAGAGUACCAUCCUGCAUCGCAGCGUCAAGCCACCUAUCCUCUCCUGUUUCGGAGAUAUAGCGUUGGCCGUCGGUGGCAACUUCGCUCCGUACUUGGAAACGACAAUCGGCGUUUUACAGCAAGCUGGAGCGAUGCGUGCUGAUCCCACGAACUACGACCUUGUUGAUUACAUCAACCAACUACGAGAAGGAAUCCUGGAAGCAUAUGCUGGAAUCAUCGCCGGUCUCAAGUCAGCGAACAAGACCGAUUUGAUACUCCCGCACGUACCGACGAUAUGCGGAUUUCUCCAUGUAGUGGUGACUGACCAGGACCAGACGGAGGAAUUGUUGAAAGGCGCACUUGGCAUCAUUGGUGACUUGGCCGAGAUCUUCUCAAGUGGACAGAUCAAAGGUGCACUUGACCAACAGUGGAUUGCAGAGGCUCUGAAGACCGGAAGAACGCGAGUGGGAGGUCCGGAGACCAAAAAGUUGGCCAAAUGGGCCAAAGAGAUGGUUCGACGAGCGACUCAAUAGAGGACGUCCCCAGGGCGUUUCAAGGGGCUGACCGAUGUGCGGGGUUUUCGUUAGCCUUCUAGCCCUUGAAAAGGAGACCUUGCGUUCGGUCAGGAGUCUGUCUGCGCCCGCUCGUAACUUCUUCUUCCGACCGACGACGACCACUAGCCUUAUAUUCCACUCCAUUUUCUCCUAUCAUUCGCAUCUCAAAAACGAACUGACUUCAAUGGAUGAUCAUCCGACAUCAUCUCGUCCAUCAUCUCUCCUACAACGCUUCACUUACUACCAUCACUUAUUACUACUAUUCCAAUUACUCUACUACUCUGUUGGUGCUGCCUCACCCCAUCACGUAUUCGGCUCAAGCGCUCCAUCCCCCGUCCAUCCAUAUCUGGUCGUUAUUUUGGUCCAAUCAAGAGGUCCGAUGGAUCCAUGUAUUCUUGAAAACCAUUCCAAACUCAUCCGGGGAUUCUACAGCAUUUCAAAAAAAGGAAAAUGAAGAAGAAGACUAUUACUACUAAUGAUUGUUAUUAGAUACACACAUAUAUAUACAUAUCUAUAUAUGAUUAGUUCACAUUAUUUAAUGUUCCUGUCUUCUCUCUCUCUUGCUCUAUUCAUAAAGAGCUCAAUCGCAAUUCCUCUGCAAUUUCUUAGAAGAAAAAGGCUAGAUAAACAUAUCUUAUCAUUUAUAGCCUACCUUUCUACUCACUACUACCACUCGAAGAUUGUAAAACCUCUUGAGAUAUCUCAGAUAAAAAAAAACGUUUAUAUAUUACAACAAAAUGAAUGGAUAUCUUCUAGGGUUUU